This is a messenger RNA of Adineta steineri, 1206 nucleotides long. Lineage: Eukaryota; Metazoa; Rotifera; Eurotatoria; Adinetida; Adinetidae. The record is from the annotation of a GenBank genome assembly.
AUGAUGACUCGAAAUCAAAUAGGAGAUGAAACAGUUACACCGAAUUCUCAACAGACAUCAACUGAUCGAUCAACAUUGUUACGCAAAUGUUUAAAAAAAAAGAAAAUAUUAUCGGUCAUCAAUGGGAUUAUCAUUGUUAUUUUGAUCAUAACUAUUACAACCGUGAUUAUUAAAACAAAAACAAAAGCAACGACCCUAACAGAACUAUCAACUGUGCCAAUAGAAACAACAACUGAAGAAUAUACGACAACUGAAAAAUUUACAACUACAGCAGACAAUCCAACAACAGAAGUACAAAGCAAGCCAAAAGGUGACAAAUGGAAACAACAUGGAAUUACUGUUGCUGGAGGAAAUGGAGAAGGAUCUAAACCCAAUCAGCUUUCGGUACCUUAUGGGAUCUAUAUUGACGAUAGCAAAGCCAUCUUGAUUGUUGAAUUGCGAAAUGAGCGUAUUGUUGAAUGGAAAUAUGAUUCGAACAAUGGUCAAAUCAUUGCAGGCGGAAAUGGACAAGGAGUUGAACUGAAUCAACUCGAUACGCCAAUGGACGUAGUUGUUGGCAAAGAGAAGAAUGAAAUAAUCGUAUGUGAUUCGAAUAAUUGGAGAGUAAUGCGAUAUUUUGGUCAAAGUCAGACAAACCCACAAAUUAUCAUUCAUAAGAUUCUAUGUCGCGGUCUGGCAAUGGACAAAGAUGGGUCUAUUUAUGUUUCUGAUAUAGCCAAGGCUGAAGUGAGACGAUGGAAAGAAGGAGACACAAAUGGAACAAUAGUUGCAGGUGGAAACAACCCAGGAAAUCAUCUAAAUCAACUAUAUAAUCCUGACAAGAUCUUUGUCGAUGAAGAUUAUUCUGUUUAUGUAGCGGAUAGUACUAAUCACCGAAUAACGAAAUGGAAAAAAGAUGCAAAAGAAGGAAUUCUUGUUGCUGGCGGAAAUGGACAUGGAAAUCAUCUCAACCAACUUGUGAACCCUGGUGGGGUGAUUGUUGUUAGUUUGGGUGAAAUAAUUAUUGCAGACACUGGAAAUCAUCGAAUAAUGCGAUGGUAUGAAGGGGACGCAGACGGUUCAAUUGUUGUUGGUGGAAAUGGUCAAGGUGAAAGAUCAAAUCAAUUAUAUCAUCCCCUUGAUCUCUCAUUUGAUGUUGAAGGAAAUCUUUAUGUUGCUGAUACUAUGAAUCAUCGAAUUCAAAAAUAUGAGUUAUGUACGGAAUAA